Galleria mellonella (greater wax moth) is the source of this 1201-nucleotide messenger RNA. RefSeq names its product nucleoporin Nup43 (gene Nup43). Gene Ontology annotation, molecular function: protein binding. Bases 150 to 1193 code for a protein of 347 amino acids. The record is from RefSeq and is a predicted model, not a curated record. NCBI's taxonomy places the organism in Eukaryota, Metazoa, Arthropoda, Insecta, Lepidoptera, Pyralidae. The transcript has 3 exons. Gene Ontology annotation, cellular component: nuclear pore outer ring.
CACUUAUCUGUCUAUCAGUAGCUGUCAGUUCAUAGUAAUUUUGGAAUAUUUUUUUUGUACUGUAUUCAAUUUUGAAUUUCUACAAAUUUCACAGCAUAGAGGCCAAUUCUGAUACAUUUAUUUAUUAGAUUUAGAAAAGAAAACCAAUAAUGCCACUAGACGUACAAGGCACUUUUGUAUCUCAGAAGAUUAAUAAGGUUAGGUGGAUACCCGAAGAGUACGUUGAGACAAAAUGCUUUUUUACCGGUAGUUGGGACGAUGACGUGAAUUCUGUAAAAGUUUGGACUUUAGAAAGUCUUCACGAAGACGCAGAGAUUGAUUAUCCUCGGGUGCUUUCUGAAUACACCGUGGACGGGGAUGUUACACAGAUCAAAUUUGUGGACAAAACUAAGAUAGCUGUAUCGACGUCGGACGGGGAUGUGCGUAUGCUAGAAGUUAGCGCGUACGAGAAACAAACUCCGCUUAAAGACAUAUAUGCCUGGGAAAAGUUACACAACUAUGGAGCAGAACAAUGUUCAUGCACAUCUUUAGAUACAUUUGAAGGUGAUAUAGCAACAAUCGGUGAAGAUGGCAAUUUAAAUAUAUUGAAUGGUCGAAGAGGGACUAUAAGUCGCACACUCACUGCAAUAGACAGCUGUUCAUUACAUGCUGUUUGCUUCAUAAAGCAUAAUGAGGUUAUAACCGGCAAUAUACGGGGACACAUGAAGAUAUGGGAUCUCAGAAUUACAGACAACAAACCUACUGCAUCAUUCCUUUUAGCUGGUGAUGAACUUGCUGCCACUUGCAUCGUAUACCAUCCAACGCAACCUCACGUAAUCCUUGCAGGCAGCGAGUCUGGAUCACUCGCUGUCUGGGAUCUACGUAUGAACUCGUUCCCUACCUCGUUGCUAAAUGCCCAUUCGGCAGGUGUUACCGAAAUGCAGUUUCAUCCAGAGAACCCAAAUAAAUUGCUAACUUGUUCAGUGUCUGGUGAAAUUUGGGAUUGGAACGUGGAGGGGAUCACCAAAACCACAAAAGGGCCUGAUAACCAAGUAACGACAUGGGUACCCUUGGAGAAUAAAAAUACAAUGACAGUGAACUCUUUAAUGCCCACUUUGCAUAAGCCUAUUAAUAGUUUACAUUGUGAUAAAGGAAGAAUUCUCUGCGGAGCAGACAAUGAAGCUGUGUAUGUGAUAAAAAAUUAUAAAUAUUAAGUUUUGUU